This is a messenger RNA of Xiphias gladius (swordfish), 1565 nucleotides long. Its product is annotated as transcription factor IIIA-like. The coding region runs from base 20 to 1105 and encodes 361 amino acids. The record is from RefSeq and is a predicted model, not a curated record. Gene Ontology annotation, cellular component: nucleus. NCBI's taxonomy places the organism in Eukaryota, Metazoa, Chordata, Actinopteri, Istiophoriformes, Xiphiidae. The transcript has a single exon.
CUCCCUCAAUGCCGCAGAAAUGGAAACUAAAGCGGUUCCGCACAAACGUUACAUCUGCUCGUUUCCCGCCUGCUCGGCUGUUUAUAACAAACAGUGGAAACUGGACGCUCACUUGUGCAAACACACGGGGGUGAAGCCGCACGCGUGCGAGCACGAUGGCUGCGCCAAGUCCUUCUGCAGCCCCUAUCACCUGGCGAGGCACGAGCUCAGUCACAGCGGCGCGAAGCCCUUCCGCUGCACGGUGGACGGCUGCGCGGAGGCCUUCACCACCAACACGAACCGGGCCAGACACGUCGGCCGCGUUCACACCCAGGAGCAGAAGAAGUACGUCUGCAAAAUGGAGGGCUGCGGGCUGGAGUUCAGGAAGAACAAGCAGCUCAAGUCCCACAUGUGCGAGCGGCACACCCAGCUGCCUCCCUAUCAGUGCACCUUCGAAGGCUGCCAGAUGCGGUUCGCCUUCCCCAGCAGGCUGAAGCGCCACGAGAAGGUGCACAGAGGUUACCCCUGCAAGGAGGAGGGCUGCGUCUUCACGGGAAAGACCUGGACUGAGCACCUGAAGCACAGGAAGGAACAGCACAGGAUCUUCCUGAAGUGUGACCAGUGCAACAAGGUGUUCAGGGACUCGUGGUUCCUGCAGCAGCAUCAGCAUGUCCACUCCGAUAUGCGGGUCGUCUUCAAGUGCCCCAGGGACGGCUGUGACAGGUCAUUCACCACGACCUUCAACCUGCAGAGUCACAUCAGCUCCUUCCACGAGGAGCUGCGGCCCUUCACCUGCGCACACGCAGGCUGCGGGAAGACCUUCGCCAUGAGGCAGAGCCUCCAGCGUCACAGCGUUGUCCACGACCCGGAGAGGAGGAAGCUGAAGAAGCCUAAACCCAAGAGAUCUCUCGCUUCCAGGCUAAGCGGUUACAGCGAAACAAAGAGAGUGAUCUGCAAAAAGCCCCAGGAGCCAGAAUCUCACAGAGGGUCUGCCCAGAAAAAGACUGAUCCCCCUGGUCCUGUUGAGCUGGUGUCCCUCCUGCAAGACACGUCCUUGCUGUGCAUCCCUGCCGUGGGGACACAGGAACUUACUAAUGCCCUGACUGUACCUUUAACAGUAUUGUGAGGACAGCAGCUGCUCGAAAAGAGCAUCUAUAAUGUGUUAUCAUUUCUUGGUGUUUUAUAAAGUUUUCCACCACUGUCAGGUCACCUUCUAAAAGUCUACGUUGUGGACACGUGGGCUGGAACCUAACAGACCAAACUGCCAGUUGAGUUGAUUUUAUCGUCACUUAUAUAAAGAGGUCAUCUUAACUACGGGAGUGGAACCAGGUCCAGGUGUUCCCUCCCUCUGGGUGGUGUCGACUACAUUGUUUCUGUCCAUAUAAAUCAUGUUUUUGGGACUUAAUUUAAUUUACUGGAGCCAUUAAAUCCAUUAUAUUUGUGUAAUUUAUGUUUAAGAAAAAUAUAUUUUGUAAGAAGUUGAUAAGAAAACGUAAGGUUUGGUUUUUGUUUUUUGCUUUCAUUGUAAAAAUGUAAGUUUGCAGAAAGAUGGUGUUUUAAUAAAACCUGCCAUGAACGAAACCAUG